This is a messenger RNA of Pelobates cultripes (western spadefoot toad), 44061 nucleotides long. Lineage: Eukaryota; Metazoa; Chordata; Amphibia; Anura; Pelobatidae. The record is from the annotation of a GenBank genome assembly.
GCUCAAUGUAAUUAUAUUUUUUGUUGCUGCUUCAGUCAUUGUUUGCCAGGAAUGGUCCUUUGAACCUUAGCACAAUUUCUGUCAGUGAAGCAUGAAAGCCAUGUACUACAAGGGACAUUAUAGUUUUAGACCAUGUUUAAUGUGAUCAGAUUACAGAAAAUGCACAGGACGACCUGUAUUCUUUACCUUACUGCUUUCUGCUCCUCAAGGCCCAACUGAAGACAAUCCGUGUGAUCCUUAGUCAAGAAGCAUGACUGGGGUGCAUAUAUUAGCUUUGAUAUUGUGUAUAUCUGGCACUGGAGCAGUUAUUGGUGCAGUUAUAUCAAAUGAGUGGAAGGUGACAAGCCGUGCUACCUCUGUAAUUACCGCUACUUGGGUCUUUCAGGGCUUGUGGAUGAACUGUGCAGGAAAUGCUCUUGGGUCAUACCACUGUAGACCCCACUUGACCCUCUUCAGAGUUGAAGGUAAGAACAGAUCUGUGCCCUUCUGUACAAGUACAAGUUUGAAGACAGUUUUGCUAACCAAUAUCCGUUGAAUCUACAUAUUGCAAUCUUUGUAAUUUAUGCAAAAAUAAAAAUUCCCAGCGUAUCAUAAUUACUUCUUUCUGACAAUAUAUUUCAAUAGGUUCAGAUUUCCACUCAUUGUAAUAGUAUUUCUACCAAUUACAUAGAAUUUAAAGUACAAAAGUAUAUUAAAAAGAAAAUUAUAGAAGAUAUUCUAUGUAUGCAUGUUCAGGUGGUUUCAUAGACGAUAUUCUAGACACAUAUUCACAUGUGAAAAUAUCACAGAAACUAUGUAUUAUCAAAUUACUGUAAAGAAAAAAAGAAAUUAUAUUUUAUUUGAUUGAUGUUUAACAUAAUUUCUUUAAUUAAGACAGUGUUUGUAUCAACUUGUAUCAAUACUCCCAGAAUGUGUCCCUUAUGGACUGAUUAUAGCAUAAAUUAGUUUUGAUCUACCCUUAUUCCCUAAUUGCAAUACAACUUUUUUUUCUUUAUUAAUUUAGCAUUUUAUUCUUAAUUUCUUUACUUUACUCCCUUCUUUAUCUCCAUAUAUUUUUAUUGUUCUCUGUCGUGCCAACUUGCUUUGAUGAUAUUACUUAUUUUAAAAUUAUGUGGAUGUAUUACCAAAACAUGAGAUAGAAAAUAAUUUAAAGACAAUAUAUUAUUUUGAUCCACAAGGAAGCUGUCUUCUUGCCUGCAUCAACGUGUAGGUUUUCAUAAUAAAAACACAUUUGUUUCUUAAACUAAAUGGUAUAUUAAAUUUACUCUACAAAUGUAUUAUUAUUAGAUAAAGUUUAGGCUAGCAUCACUCAUCUUCUCUAUUGGCCAACGGCUACUAUAAUGGCCUAUACACUAACUCUGUAUGCAGUUUUGUUCUAGAUUAUUAUUUGUUCUGAACUGUAUUAGUUAUCUCACACUGCAAAAAAAAAAUACCAUUGCUAUUGAACUAUCUUACUUUAACAAGUCUUUGUUAGGUUUGUUUUGUACAUGCAUUCAGAACAAAAAAAAAACUUCACUUGUGACAUGUUAAUUAUUCAUACAUUUCAUUCCUAAUGCCUUGGUUUUAGAGAAUAAGAUGCUUAAUAUUAAUAAUUGUAUAAUUCUCAAGUGAAAAUUACACAAAUCCUUUUUUUGUAAUACAAAAAUUCCAAAAUCCAGUUUUAGUCUUCUUUUUACAUUGUUGGAGAUUUUACUUUUUAUGACACAUUUUUGUUUUUUUAUUUAAAUUUGUGUGUGUUUGACCAAAUUAAAAAAAGUUUAAUAAAUUGGUGAUGCAUAGUUUUGUCAUAGCAUGUUUUACAAUGUUCCAAUGAGGACAACAAAAUUACAUUAGAAAUUUUGUUCUUUUUAUCCAUCCUUCAGAAUUUCAUGUCAUUUUUUUUUUAACUUACAAAAAAUAUGUCCUACUUAUUUGAACAUCUUUCCAAAGAUAAAUACACAAUAUAAAUUAUAAUCAUCUAGUUUUCAUACAUAAACUGAACAUUGCACAUUUUAAUGAAUCUCUUCCAACAAUCGGUUAUUAAACUAAUGUCUGAAAAAAGUUCAAAUAAUUAUUUGUGCUUGUCUAAGAAUAUCAUAAGAAAAAUGUGUUCUGUUGAGAAAAUGAUAUGGAAUAUUUUUUAAAUAGUCAAUGAACAUUAUUUAGUUGUAUCUACUAUGUUUUGCGCACAGAAGCUGGUGUAAAACUGUUAUCAUGUAGUAAAUGUAUCAGAUAUUUAGGUGAUUGAAGAAAACCUAUAUGAGUUAACCGAAUAUAUACAAUUUAAAAAAAAAAAAAAACAGGCUCCCAGCUAAUAUACAAACUAGACACUGAACUAAAUUCCCAUGCCUUUAUACUUAUUGCAAAAACUCACUGUAGGAUUUGUUUAUCCUUAAAAACAGAUCACUGUCGAUCAGAAUACAUGAAGGAAAAUAUAUGAAUAAGAACUGUACUAAAAAGUAAAAUAUCUUUCAAAUGUUCUAUUAGAAAGUUAAUGUGAUACAUAGAAUAAAUGCAGUCAUAGUCACAAUUAACAGCAAAUUUGUUGUUGAAAUGUACCUGAAGAGAAAUAAACGUUUUUCACAACGGUAGGUUUAGUAAUUAGGACUCAUAUAACUCCACAUGGAGAGUUAGAACUGACACAGACUCUCCAUUAUAUGGCGUUGGUUUAUACAGGAAAAGAGGGCUUUUCUCAAAGUUAGAGAUGAAUGAUAUAUCAGGACAAAACUGUCUAGAACAGGAAUACAAUUACAAAUGUAGGAUAAUUAACACAUGUGCCACACUAACAAAGACAUACGGAGAUAUUACAUUCUAUCAUACAUAACAGACACUAACCACACCAACUGCUAACAUUGUUAAACAUGAAUAUAUAAAGUAUACAUAGCAACUGUAGGGUUUCAGCUUUGUUUGAAUGACUGGCAGCAGACACUCGCCUUGUUGCUCUCUCUCAAAUCUCCCAGUCAUAUACAGUACCUGUGCAUGGUAAGAGAAUGGAGGAAAAUACAUGACAGUUCGCCAACCAUUGAUCAGUAUGUAGAUCUUCAUCACUUUGUGCAUAGAAUUUAAUUAAUUGAAAAUUAUAAGAAAGAACAAAAGAAAGAAAAAGCACAUGUUUGUAUCCUGGGGUUCACAAGUAAGACUCAUUUUUAAUGAAAGCAUAAACAUUUUGUGACCAUGUCAGUUUUUUUAAUGUAAUAUGCCCUGUGUAUAUAAUGAAGUUAAAAGAACGUCUGUUUGCCAAGUGCUCUUACCACGUACAGUGAUGCAUUAGAAAAUGGCAGUCAGGUCAUGGAUUCUUGAUGAGUCUUUAGGGCUUCCCCCAACAGGUAGUGCUAAGCAGACUGGUGCAGACUUGGUUCAUGGAGAAUGUAGCCCAUGGAUCAGCACAGCUAGGGUAGUGGGCCUUGACAGAGCCAGGAGGUAGGCAUAACAGCCAUAGGAAGUCUGAGUGAAAGCUAACAACCUGGGUGGGGCGAAGCCACGAUGAGAGUAUUUAUACCAGCCAUCUUAUGAAGUGGCCAUUUUAACUGAACCUAAACUUACCUGUCAGUUGUCUCUCAGGUGUUCGAGUGGCAGUAAGGGAACGCGGCAUUGCGUGGUUUCAGGAGCGGAUGGGCCCGCGGUGGGUUUGGAGCAACGGUCUACACGGAGGACGAGGCCCCCGUAAGGUCUAAGCAGGGAGUGCCGCCAGGCCUGGGACCAACACUGGAGACGCUCCUGCUUUAUUCAGUGAGUUUGCCCCCACGAGCCUUGUAUCCGUUGGUGGUGUGGGGCAGGACUUGGGUGCCCAGGGGCACGGAAGGGAACGGGCCGUGCGGGGUCCAGGCGGCAGGAGGGAAUCUAGUACAGCCCCGGCUGUGGUGAAGGCCACUGUCACAGGUGGGGCUAAGGCAGCACGGGCAGCGGCUGGCUCAAGCAGUAAGGCAGGGAUAAGUCUCCUGAUAGGCAGGAGAGGAGUUCAGAUAGCGGGGAUGCAGCCCAGACUGGGCCUGGACAGUGCAGUACGGUCCGCACAGUGUCUGGUGGGGGAGAAGGCAUACGGCUGCAUGGAACCGGGGAGGUGGAGGAGCCGGAUUGGAGGAGUCAUGCAGUCAGGGAGCACAGGGAGCACCGCUGUAGGACACAGGACAGCAGGUCACCGGGAGUCCCAGGCCAGGCAAAUCUUCGGAGAGGUACCGGGGAUAGGAUAGACGGUCCACAGCAGAUUGGCGCAGCAGAGAUAGGACCCCUUAUAGGAGGCAUUACAGCAGAGGGCGUUCAACUUCAUCCGAGCAUAGGGUGAGGAGCCGGAGCAGGGCUUACAGGUCACCUGACAGGAGGUAUUGGAAGGAUAGGCCUACCCCAUACCGCAAGUCGGGCCAGGCAGCCGGAUGUUUUGAGGAUAUAGAUCAUGGUCGGGAACGUGGGGAGGCUGGACGGGUGGGGGCUCCGAAGAGCAGACUACCCAGGUUGUCUUCUCCCCGCAGGUCAGCAACUCCCUCUUCUAAGGUCCUGAGGCAGGACCAGACGGCUGGAUGCAGAAGUUAUGGCGCUACUCCUGAACCUCGCGAGGUGGAUGGAAGGAUGGCGGCUCCAUGGUCUUCGAUGAAAGGGGGUCCUGGCGGUGAGUCUUCUUCUGUACUACACUCUGGGAAUCUCUUGGAUAGCUUGAGGUUUUUUCUUAACUCUUGGGCCGGCGCAGAUACACAGGAGUCACAAUUUAGUCGGGCGUGGGGUCCGCUGCCAGGCAGGAGUGGGGUGGCGAUGACGGUUCCGGUGGCUACAGCAGACAGUGUUCAGGGCGAGACAAUGGUGCCUUCGCUUGGGUCGGGGAUGUUGGCAGCAGUUAGUGUGCGUACGGAGUUGAUGGGCCAGAUCCCCGAAGCUGCCAUGCAGAAUGUACAUGUGUCAUUUGCUGGGCCUUUGGGCUGUAAUCCCAAAUCGAAAGUGAAGGAGAAGAUUUGGCGGGGUGAUUCCUCGAGAUUUUUUUAAUUCCUUCCCCUGGAUGAAUAUAUUGAUCUGAAAGAGGAAGAUAAGAAAGAUGCCAAGAAGGAGGAGGAGGAAAAGAGGUAGGGUAUCAGACGAUACCGAAGUCUUUUGGGAACUGGCUUCGGGCAUUUUGUAUUCUAGCUAGUGUCUUAGGGGAAAGUUUCCCGAGCGGUGUUCUCAAUUUUUCUGUUAUUUGGACGGGAUAUGGGAGGCUUAUGGAGCUUAUUGGGCCUUGGCUUGGUAGAAGAACGAUGAUUAGUUCCACCAACAGUUGUCAGCUAAUCCCGGUAUGCGGUGGGACCAGAUGGACCUACUGCUUUGGAUGAAAUUGAUGAUGGCUCAGAAAACUGCGCCCUUUCAGGGCAGGGCUGGUGCGGGAUUAACCUCCUCCUUGUUGGCCAGUCAGAAGAAAGGGUUCUGUUGGUCAUUCAAUGAAGGUCAAUGCAAGUGGGGUGCCGAGUGUAAAUUUCGGCGCGAAUCUUCCGGCUGUGGGGGCGCCCACGACCUUAAUAGGUGCUUCAAGCAGGGAAAGUCUACAUCUGCCGGCGGAGCUGGGGUUCAGGCCAGUGAAGGUCGAUGUGAUGUUUCCUUGGCUAAGCCGGUACGGUAACCGGGGAGACGCACAAUUGUUGAUAGAUGGGUUUUCCAAGGGGUUUUGUAUUCCUUUUAAGGAAAGGGUUUUGGGUCGUUGGAAUGGGUGGCUCAUUCAUUUGGCAUGCCCCUGGCAUCUGACAAAACGGUGGGUCCUACCACAUUUCUCAGUUUUCUUGGGUUGGAGAUUGAUACAGUGGUGGGAGAAUGUUGGCUGCCUAGGGAUAAGUUGGCUGCACUUCGGAAGUUCAUGGCAAAAAUCCACAGGUCCAAAAAGAUUACGCUGAGAGAAUUGCAGUCUUUAAUAGGCUGUCUGAAUUUUGUGUGUAGGGUAAUCCCCAUGGGAAGGGUUUUUAGCCAUUUUCUGGCAAAGGCUACUUGUGGAAUUCGGUCUCCGCGUCACUUUGUCAGAGUGUCGCAGGCCAUGACAGAAGAUCUGUGGGUCUGGGAAUCGUUUCUGCAUGACAUCAACGGACAGGUAUUCUUUCAUGAAGUGGCAGCUUCUUCGGAGGAUAUUGAGUUGUUCGUGGAUGCUUCAGGAAGCAUAGGUUUUGGGGCAUAUUUGGAGGGCAGGUAGUGCGCUGAGCCGUGGUCUCAUUUGUAAUUUGGCGUUUCUUGAGUUGUUCCCAUAGGUGGUGGCUUUGGCUCUAUAGGGAGACGUAUUGCAGGACAAGAAAGUCAUCUUUUUUACGGACAAUAUGGCGGUGGUUCAUGCAGUUAACCACUUAUCCGCUUCUUCGGUCUCGGUGGUACGCUUAUUACGGCGAUUCGUAUUAUUUUGCAUGUCGUUUAAUAUUGUUCUUUGGGCACGUCACGUUCAUCGUCUGCUGAACAUGGUGGCUGAUUCCUUGUCUUGUUCACAGCGGGACAGGUUUCAGAUGGCGGCCCUGGGGGUGUGGGAGGAUGGACAGGCCUGUCCGGAGGUGAUGUGGCAGCUCGGAACGUCAUGCUUGGAGGAUUGAUACGGAAUUCUCUGACGCCUGGCACGUGCACUGCUUAUGUGAAGGUUUGGGAUGCCUGGGACAAGGUGGUAGGCUACACUGGGGUGUCCCAGUCAAGGGAGGGACGGUUGGAUACCUUGUUGUGGUUCCUAUGCCGCUUGUUUGCUCAGCGUUUGUCUCAAUUGGUGAUCGAGAGGAACAUGGCGGCAUUGGCGUUUCUGUUCAAGCUGAAUGGUUGGAAUGACGUGACAAAACAUUUUCUAGUUCGUCAGACAUUACGGGGUUUUCGGAGAGGUAAGAAAUCGCUCGAUACCAGGAGGCCAGUAUCUUUUGAGGUCCUGCAGCGCUUGGUGGGUGUGCUGCCGGUGGUGUGUUCCUCUCCUUUUGAGGUUAGGUUAUUCUCGGUUGCCUUCUCGUGGGCGUUCUUUGGAGCAUUUCGGAUUGUUGAACUGGGGUUGGUGGGGUUCAACAUUCAGAUGUCGAAUUACGGACCGAUAAGGUAGUGAUUUGGUUGGGCCGUACAAAAACAAAUGUGUUUGGUAAAGGUUGUGUGGUAAUGCUAUAUUCCCUGCCUGGGUCAGGAAUAUGCCCGGUUUCAUGUGCAUCACACUACAUGGAGUUUCGCCUGGACAUCCCGGGUGGUUUUCUGGUACAUGGGGACGGAUCCGCUCUGUCGCGAUUCCAAUUUCUUUGGGUUUUUUGGAUGGGCUUGAUGAUGUUGGGUUUGGAUCCCAUGCACUUUGGGACCCAUUCUUUCCGGAUGGGGGCGGUGACAGAGGCGUCAUGCCUGGGUUUAAGUGAGAAUCUGGUGAAACGUAUAGGCAGGUGGGAGUCAGUACGGUUUAAGUCCUAUGUACAGCCUGAAUAUUUGGUUUAAUGGACGUGGAUUUAUGGGGUUGUGUUUGGCGUUCUGCCUUGUCACUAAUUACAUUUUCGUUUCCGGUUGGGUGGCCGGGUUGGUAGGCCACUCUUACUGGGCACAGAAGAGGGCCGCAAUUCGGAGACAGGGAGUGCAGCCGGGCUUUCCUCUGGAGUUGGUGAUGCUGGAGUGUUUUGGUUUUCGGGGUUUUGGUUGGCAAGGCAUUAUUGGGGAAAUUUUCUGGAGGGUGGCAAGGGACACUGUUCCGGAGAUAUUGGUAAUCCAGGCUGGUGGUAAUGAUCUGGGCAUGGUCCCAAAAAAGGAAUUGGUCAGAUACUUCAGGAGGGAUGGUGUACAUCUUUCAGAUGUAGGGUGUGACCUAUUUAAUUUGGGCCUUCGGGAGGCCUUAUUCCGGUGUGGUGGGGGGCGCUCAGGAGCUUUAGGUGUUAAGUCCUGAGCUGUGGCGGGGAAUGGCCAGGUUAAAUCGGGGGGGUAGAUGGAGAAGGAAGUGGGCAUCCUGAGGUUUAGUGUGGAUUAGGCAGUGUUACAUGUGGUUGGUAGGUUUGAGUCCGUCGGUGGCUCCGAACCUGGGGGUGUAGUGGUGUCUUGGUACACCCUACACUGGAACUUGUGGGUAGUGGUGUCUUGGUACACCCCUACAAUUGAUCUGGUGGGUAGCGGUGUCUUGGUACACCCCUACAAUCAAUAUGGUGGGUAGAGGUGUCUUGGUACACCCCUACAAUUUAAUCUGGUGGAAAUGUGGUCAUACUGGACGACCAGUUUCUGUGUUAAUAUAUGUUAUUUAGAUUGUUGUCUAUUGUUAUUAUUGUGGGGUCAUUGCAAGGGGUAUGUUAUUUAUAUGGGGGUAUGUUGACUUAAUAAGAUUUGUUGGCAAUUACCCCAUUUGUUAUUCCUUAAUUAAUUAAUUAAUUAAUUAUUAAUAAUGAAUAAUUAAUAAAGCGGUGGACUAUUAUUUCCAACAGAAUAACCUGUAUACAUACAUAAAUCAGGUGGAGCUUCUUAAAAUAGUAGUAUAACAGAUAUUCUGUAAAAUAAAAUAUAGACCAUAGUGCAAUAUAGUAGUAAAAGUUAAAUAAAAUAUGUAUGCAGUAGAUUUUCCACUCACAAGCCUGGAGUCAUAAUCUCAUAUGACUCGGAUGGUGUGUGCCUUUGGACUAUUCCAGGAUGUCCAAAAUCCUUUUUCCAUGCAAGACUCUGCUGGUGGUCACUCCCAGACAAAAACUGUCAGGUCAGCAAUGGGUUUCCACAAAAAAUAUAAUUUUAUUCCAAAUCAAAAUAAAAGAAUUAUAUAAAAAUGAAUAAAAGUUCAAAUAGGGCUAUAUAGUCCUUUAAAGUCCUUAUAGAAUUGCCAAAACGCGUUUCGCCUGAUACCACAGGCUUCCUCAGUCGGCUUUGUGAUCUUCUACUCAGUUUCUCAAAUUUUAAAAAGUCCGCUUUUUUUCCCUCUUCCGGGUUCCGGGUUGUAUCUCUAUGGAACGCAAUUAUGCGUUCCAGUGACGUCACUUCCGGUUUCGUCACUUCCGGAUCCCAUUUUCCGUCGACCUGGAACGCAUUUACUUCUCUUGUAUCACUUCCGCGUUCCGGUCUCGGUCAGUUGGAACGCAUAAUGCGUUCCACUGACGUCAUCUCUCGGCAUCUCUAUUGUUUUUAAAAACGAACUGCACAAUUUUCAACAAGUUUAUGUAUUUAUCAUAAAUAUAUUUGUAUAUUGUUACUGGCACCAUAUUAUGCAUAUAUAUAUGUGUUUUAUUGAAUUCUAUAUGUGCAUUUGAAAUUACUGCUUUGCAUGCUGUAAAAAUAUUAUACUAAGAUAAUUAUUUGCAAAUAUCUUUAGCUUUUGAAAGUGUCUAUGCAAUAUACAAAACAUAUUGUCUGAUAAUGUUUUACAAAGAGAGCAUGAUAUCGAUAUAUGAAAAUAUUCUUCCAUUGUAUAAGUGGUCUAAACUUUAAAGUGGUGAUGUGCCUUAAAGUGCUCUUCUAUAUUUUUAAAGUGCUCUUGUGAUAUUUCAAAAUGAAUGUUCAAAUGAAUACCAUUUCAAAAACUAUAAAAAUCAAAAUACAAUAUCAAAAUAAUGUUCUUCCUUAAAAUAUGAUGGUUAAAACUAUUAUAAUAUAUUGGAAAUCCUCUAUUGUAGACAGGGAUAUUAUAAAAUGUAUAAAAAUGGUUUAUGAAAAAUUAUAAAAAAUAUAUGUGUAUGAAAAUUAAUAAUAUAGGGGAGCUUAGUUCAUGAAAUGGCAUAGUUCAAAAUCUUGGUUUAGACCAUGUGGUGCCAUAGUAUUAAAAUUAAAAAUAAAUUUCAUUUCUUCUAUUCCUAUUUUUUUAAUAUAGUCUCCUCCUCUCCAGUCUUUCUUAACUAAUUUUACUGCACAGAAGAAUAGUCCUUCUGGAUCUUGGUUAUGGAAUAUUUUAAAAUGGUUGGAGACACUAUGUGACUCCAAUCCAUUUUUAAUAUUCCUCGUAUGCUCUGCUAUUCUCGUGUUUAGACAUCUAAUAGUUCUUCCUACAUAAAGGAGAUUACACUGGCACUUCAGGACAUAAAUAACUCCUUUAGAAUAGCAACUUAAGUGGUCUCGAAUUUGGAACUGUUGGUUUAUCCAUGGUUUCAUGUCCGUUAUGUGACGUUUCCUACUUUUAGUAUUUCUGCAUACCAGACACUGGCCACAACCAUAAAAACCUUUACUUUGUUUUAAAAAAAUUUUUUCAACCAAAGUUUGUUUGUUACUACUUUGUACUAAAGUGCUUCUUAGAUUUCUUGCUCCCCUAUAAAUAAUCUUAGGUUUAUCUGGCAAGAUACUUUUUAAAACCGCGUCAUCUUGCAAGAUAUGCCAAUAUCUAUUUAUGAUCUUUUUAACUUUUUUAUGAUUUCCACUAAAAUUACAGACAAACGGAACAUCGUUAUUCCAUUUUUGUUUCCCCUUUUUGUCUUUAUAUAUCAAAAGAUUUUUUCUGGGAAUUGAACGGACCUCUUCUAGAGUUGUCUGUAAAUCUAUUUCUGUAUAGCCUUUUUGUAGAAAUUGGGUCUUUAUUCUCUCUGCCUGUAGUAAAUAGUCCUCAUCAUUCGUGCAGUUGCGCCUAAUUCUUAAAAAUUGUCCUCUAGGUGCAUUUUGUAACCAGGGUGUAUAGUGGCAGCUCUCUUUUUGAAUUUAUCCGUUUGCGUCCACUUCUUUGAAAUGAUUCUUCGUAGUGAUGCAAGUAUUCUUAAUAUUAAUAUCAAGAUCUAGGAAGUUGAUAUUUUCUUCACUUAUCUGUGCUGUUAAAACGAUGUUCCAUUCAUUGUUAUUUAAAAAAGUGAUAAAAAUAUCUAAUUCUGUUCUAGUUCCCGUCCAAAUAAAAAAUAUGUCAUCGAUGAAACGAUGAUAGCACACCAAGUCCGCUCCCCAGGCAUGCCCUCCAUACACAAAAUGUUCUUCCCAAUAUGCCAUAAACAAAUUCGCGUAGCUGGGAGCGAACUUGGUGCCCAUCGUCGUUCCCCGAAUUUGUAAAUAAAAGAUAUCUUGGAACCAAAAAAAAUUAUUGGUUAAAAUCAAGUGGAUCCCUUCUAAAAUAUAUUGAGUUUGUUCUUCUUUAAAACUAUGUUUUCUUAAAAAAUAUUGUACAGCUUCCAAUCCAAUUUUAUGAGGUAUGAUGCUAUAGAGGGAGGUUACGUCACACAUGACUAAAAAAUUACCCUCUUUCCAAGUGGUCUCCUCUAAAAGUUUUAAAAUAUGUAUAGUGUCUUUUAGGUAAGCAGGAUUGCACACUACUAAAGGUUGUAACAAUUUGUCCAAGUAUUCAGAUACCUUAGCUGAAACGGAGUCGAUUCCAGAUAUUAUUGGUCUACCGGGUGGAUUUUUUCUAUCUUUGUGCACCUUCGGUAGAUGGUAAGAAUAACCUGUGUCUGUGUCUUAAUGAGGGUUUGAGUAAGGUUAGUGCAUAUGCCGGCAUUUCUGUGCAUUUUAACCCAUAGAUUUGUACAAGAACAAAUAGUUGAGCUAACACCUAUUUUAACUGGUGACAAGGUGUCUGACAGUCUGAGCACACAGCAUGAAUUACAAUGCUACUGAUGAUUAUCCUAUGAACCGCAUUUUUGUGCCAACGGUGUAAUUGAAUUGCCCUUAUAAGUAUGUCGGUAAUCAAAGAACUGAUAAUCCCAAUUAAUGAGUAACAGUGGAGUAUCAUAGCCUUUGAGUUUUUACUGUAAAAAAAAAAAAAGAUUUUCCCAGUAACAGGCAUUUUUUAAUGUUUUUUUUGUUUUUUUUUAUACAUUACUCUUAGGUUUUCCUCCUCACUGGUAUUUUAAGGUACAGCCUGUAUUUGAGGCUGCCUGGCCGUGCUGGUAUUGCAGUAUUACCGGCAAUACAAAUGCAAAUAUUUUUCUCAGUAUAAACCAGGGGUUCUCAAUGUUAGUCCUCAGGACCCCCUACCAGUCCAGGGUUUAGGGAUUACCUGGGUGUGUCUAAGGUGUUUAGAAAAAAAAAACACCUUAGAGUCUAAGGUGUUUUCUCCCCUUUUUCUAAACACCUGAGACACACCCAGGUAAUCCCCAAAUCCUGGACUGGUAGGGGGUCCUGAGGACUGGGUUGAGAACCCCUGGUAGAAACGGUGAUUACUCUGCAAUACCAGCACCAGCCAGUAGGGGGUCACUGUGUAUGGAGAGAGAAAGGGAUAGGAAUCUACAGCAUAUCCCUCCCUGCCUCUCUCUACUCACUGGUACACAGGGGAACAGCUACACAGUACAGAUAGUUCAGACAGCAGCUCCCAGCCUGCAGAGACAGACUACAGCUCAGGGAAGUGAGGGAUGAGGGGAAAGGCAUCAGGGAGACAUGGGGACACUGAGACACUAGGGGACACUGGAAGACGUGGGGACACUGAGAGACAUGUGGACACAGACACAUGGGGACGCUGUGAGACAUUGGUAGACACAUUGGGACACAUGUCUCCCAGUGUCCCCAUGCCUCCCAGCCAGUGUCCCUAGUGUCUCAGUGUCCCCAUGGCUCCCAGUAUCCCCAUGCUUCCCAGCCAGUGUCCCCAUGGCUCCCAGUAUCCCCAUGGCUCCCAUUGUCCUCAUAUGUCUGUGUCCCCAUGUCUCCCAGUGUCUGUGUCCCCAUGUCUCUAUGUCCCUAGUGUCUGUGACCCUGUUUCUCCCAGUGUCCCCAAAUGUCUGUGUCCCCAUGUCUCUCAGUGUCCCCAUGUCUGUAUCCACAAGUGCCCCUAUGUCUCCCAGUGUCCCCAAGUGUCUCAGUACCCCCAUGUCUCCAAGUGUCUCAGUGUCCCCGUGUCUCUGUGUCCACAUGUAUCCUAGUGACACGGGACACACUGAGACAUGGGGACACUGGGAGAAAUGGGGACACAGACACUGGGAGACUAGGGGACUGGGCAACAUGGGGACACUGAUGCCAGGCUGACCUUCCAAUUCUUUGGACAGACAUACCCCCUUUUUGGGCAUGUUCGCCCCUUCUGGCAGUUCUAGUCAUGUGAUUCGCAUCAGCGGCCUACUCUUUUACCCUACCCAUUGGCUUCCUGCUUCACUGGACACUGCUGUUGGUAUGGAUUUACUUGAAAGAUGAAAGCAUAAAUUAGAUAAAAAGGUUAGCUUAAAGUAUGUGUUAGCUGCAUCCUUUGAGUUUCCCUCCAACACCAACUCCAUCAGAUACAUGAUGCUUGAGAGGUAUGACUGUUUUAGUGUUUUUCGUCGAUAAGAUUCUGUAAUUAGGCCCCAUCAUAAUUGUCAGCACCAGGUCUUACAUUUUUUUACAAUAGGUUUGUGAUUAAAACAUAUUGUAGGGCUAGGGAAAGCUCAGCUCUCACUGGAACACAACUCCAGAGGCUUCAUGAUGUGUUUUGAAGUUCAGAAACAAUCUGAAUACAAAUAUAGCCAGACUGCUAUAGAUUUUCUAUUCAGUUGAUGCCUGAUAGUGACUUAGUUGUAGAAAAGUUGUGUAGAUAUGAUGAUUUAAAUGAACAGGUCGUAUGCUUUUUUAAAGUGUUACAAGAUUGAGGGGGGGCCACCAAUGUUUCCUCUAAUUUUUAGCAGUUGGUAUAGGCAGAAAUAUUUUGUUGUGCAACAUUGUUUCCUGUUACAUAAGUAUAUGUGCACUGAAUGCUUGUGCAAAUGUAAACCUGAAAUUUUUCAAAAUAAUUUUUACAGUGUCUCUCUUAUUGCUGAUAAAAUUACAUUACUAUGUUUAAAUAUAAUACAAAUAUGAUUGAAGGCUAAAUUAUUAUUGCCCACGUGCUCACAUUUCAUAAUGCCCACAUUAAUGGCACAUUGCCCAAAUUCCACAUUGCCUCCAUUUUAUUAUGCCCAUGUGAUCACUCUAAUGCCACUAUCAUUGUCCUUGAUAGUGGUUCAUUCUACGGCCUGACAUAACUUGAUGUGACCUGUAGUGUAGGUCACCAACAAUUUGAGUACCAAAAAUAGGUAUGACUGGUGAGUGGACUCUGACAAGUGUUGGACUCAUCCAUCGAUGCCACAUUGACUUCACUUUACCAGCAUUGCCUCAUGAAUCUGCGCUGUGCUCCCUUACACACACCACAAGGCUCUGUGAUUCUCAGCCCUCUCCUGCUGGAUAUGCUCUCAUGGGAGCAUGGCUGAGAUGCACAGAACCAGUAGUCCAUCUUAGACCUGUCAUAGAAUAUGUUAACAACAUCUACUGUAAUAAACCCUACUACAUGCAUUUCUAUGAAAGUUUGGCAAUGAUUCAUGAGUCGUAAGUCCAGCAAAUCUCUAAAAAAAAAAAAAAAGCAGAAAGCACACAAACAGUUAACAAUCUAUUAGCUUGUAGUAAAAGGAGACAGAUAAUUGGCUAAUUCAGACAGUCAAUCAUAUUAGCUGGGAUGUAAAAUGUGGGAAUAAGAUGUUUCAGUGGUAUUGUUUGAUUGCUCUAUAUUAAUGUAAAUAUAAAAUGACUUUAUAUUACUUUUUUCAGAUUCAGAUAUACGCCUCCCUUAAGGAGCAUUUUUGGAAGAUGAACCUAAUUUAUUGUAGUUGGCCAGGAAUCAUCUCUAGCUGUUUUGGGAUUUUUUAUAUUGAGGUAUUGGAGAGCAAAUCGGUACUGUUUAUGCUAGCGGACUAUAAUACACCAUGUAUUUAUAAUCUAUUUCUCUUUUCCUGCCACUACUGUGCAUAGUAUGUGUAGGUAGAACCCAUAGAAAGAGCAGCCUUUAGAUUUUCCUUUAGGUAGGUACGAAUUCCCAGCAACCCUGUAAGAAUAUCUUCUGUUAUACUUUAACUUCACUUGAAUUGAUACUGGGCAAUGAGCUGCAUCAUAUUUAAGACUAUAACUUAUAUAGAGUAACUAUGAGAGUUUUGCAGUUUUUUGUUAAUUGGUGGCUAAAUAGUUUAUACCUGGAGUAAGUGACACUUUUGUGCUACACUUUCGUUAAAGGGUUACUCCAAUCACCAUUACCACUUCUGCUUUAAGAUGGUUACAGUGGUUGGAAUCUGUACAUGCAGCAAUUCUGCUGGACAUCCAAAUAACUUUACACUUUUGUGCAGGAAGCUAGUUGCACACAUGACAGGUAGUCUAAAACCUUUUCCAAACUGCCUAAUGUCAAUCCAGAAAAAAGAGAGAAAGCUGCAGGUAGCUACUAGUGUGUAUAGAAGCUAUCUUAAGGACAGAUUAGAGGGGGUAAAACCCUUCACAAAAAUUUAAAUAUAGAAAAAGAGAGAACAUAAUCUGUCCUGGUUAGAUAAGAUCCUUAAUAAACUUGACACAGAAAAUCUAACGUUUAAUAGAUAUUCUUAAAAAAAGAGAGCACGGGAAUACAGGGGGUUGGAGGAAUAUAUACAGGGGAUAGAAGUAUAUACAGAAAGGAUUGCUCAAAGUAAUAGGUACCUUUUCUAGGAAGGUGAAGAGGAGAAUAAUCAAUAGUGAAUUCUCCAAAAUGUAACCAUAAAUUAAUCAGUUGUGUGAACUGCAGAUCAGGCAAAUAGUUACUUUUCAAUAAAGUCAGUGACUUGAGAAAAGUAACUAUCUGAAAGUAUAUAUAUAUAUAUAUAUAUAUAUACAUAUAUAUAUAUAUAUAUAUGAAACAAUAGUAGGAAAGGUAAAUAGGUAAAUAGGGAAGACAUAUUUGAUAAAGCCUCUUUGCAGGAGAAACGCGUUAGUGUUUUUAAAGCUGUUUUAUGUUACUGAUUUUUUUUUUCUCCAAUAAGGAUAGCCCAUUUAUGCUAUUGGAGCCUCCAAGCCUAUCCUUUUAUUUUAUUUUAUUUAAAAAAAAAAAAAAUUAUUCCUUUCAACUCUCUCCAACACCCCCACUGAAGGACUCGAGGAGUAAUAUCUUUUGUGGGAAUCAUACCACCUAUGCCUACAUAUAUUGAGCAAUAUCCCAUUUGCUCUUCCAUUGUGAGUAUACCUCCAUCUUUUAUCAUUUUAUUCUGUAUCAUCCAGAGAGCACUAUUUUAUGUUUCUAUCCUCUUUUUUAUAUAUCAACAACUAUUCGAAUACCGGCCCACUGCUAUUGGAAAGUUGAUAUACCCUACUACCUCCGGAGACACCCUUUUGAGAACAUUCAAGGACCAUCUACAUAUCCACAGACGGGGAUUAUACCGUCCAGGCGCACAUAUCUGGAGCUGAGUAUAAGCUCCAGAAAAUUGUAAGUGCGAUUCCUUUCCCUUCAUUUACUAUCACUUAAGAUUCUUACAUACUACAUUAUAUCCGUGUCUUUUUCCUUCCCUCCUCUAUAUCGCUCUGAGUGUGGGAAUUCCAUCACAGGCACUGCUCCCUGAUCCUACUAUUUACACCCGUCGUACCACCAGAAAAGAAGAGACUCUGGUUUUUGGGAAGUUUCAGCAGCCACAUACUAUAAUUAAAAGUACUGAUAUUCCACCUACCCCUCUAUUCAUAAGACAAAGUAGGGACUACUUUGUUUUACGUAUUUUUUCUACUCUCGACCUUCUUUGACCCAAGAAAGAGUUUAACUUCGCUUCAUUUCCUGUGGUGAAAGAAAAUUUCCCACAAUACGCACCCUCCGUGAUCUCAUGUUGCUUCAUUUGCUAUUCAAACGUCCUGUUAGUUAGACAGGGCGUCUGCAAAUUUACCCAAUUUCGCCCUAACAGAAUGAGUACAGUUUGUCCAUUUGUGUUAGGACAAAAUUUGUGCAUUUUAUUCAGUUCAAAAAUGUCAUUUAAACGAAUGAAAUUCUGAUCGGAUUCAUACUGUGGCUGCACGUUAUUAGGGAGCUAUCUACUAAAAGGCUUAAAGCCAACUUUACUAAAACUAAGUAAAAAUUACUUACUAUUAGUAAAUAAGAUAAGACCUUCUACCCCUACUCUCUAUGCUGUGAUUAGGGGCAUGUCUACUAAACAGUGAGCAGCCUGUGAAUAAAAGCAGGAGGGUAUUUAGCGCUUGUCCAGUGCUGGUACAGUCCAAAGGGCAGCUAGGUCACCAAAUCCAGUGUCUUGUCCUGUAGAGAAGCAGAUAAAAACAGAGAGAAACACUUUUGAGAAAGCCAUAGUAUGAUGUAUUUAAAUAUUGUUUUAUAUAGUUCUUUUACCCUAUUUUUUUUUAUCAUUUAUUGUUUUUUUAUCAAUAAAAUUACUUUUUUAUUGGACCUGUUUGCUGCUGGAUUCCUGUACUCCAUAUCCUUGGUGGGGAUAAUACCACCUAAGCUUGUUGUACAGAGCAAUAUUGAGUCUGGCAUAUUGCACUAUAUAUCUCUUAUUUCUCCUACAUAUCUGCAAGAGAAGCUGUAUCCACAAGAACCUCCUAUAGAGUCUGUAUUCCACCAUAUCCUCAGGCGGGAAUUAUUCCGCCCAAGCGGAGCUGCACCUAAGCUCCUAUAAAGUGUGAGUGCAUAUCAUUUUAUUUACCCUCACCUUACUGUAUUUUUUAUGUAUUUCACUAUGUUUCCUAUUUCUCCUCCUUUUUAUGGUUAUAUAUACACACCCCAAGGACAUUCCAGGCGCUGCACCUCCCUCUCUGUUUUUAGCAAGCAGCCACAGGCUGUUGAAAGGAAAAAAACAACCCCUGCCACUCCAAUAAAGUGCCCCAUGUUGUGGGCAGAUGACAUGUCCCACAGGGCCUUCAUCUGCCCACACAAAGAUGGCAGCGCCCAGGACCUAUAUCCAGGCAUAAAAAAAAGAUUUCAUUUAAAAGGUAAAAUGGGGGGCCUAGGGGAAUUUGGAGGUUACUAGAGGCACAAUAAAAUGCAUUGAAGUUGGGAAGGGGGAUUAAAAAAAAUGCAUGCAACCAUGACAGUGACGCUUUAAGGAUUAGCUUCCCAAAAACUAGCUUAAGCCAGAUCAAGCUUUUGUGUUUUUUGCUUAGUCCACAUCGGACACAUCGGACAUCAUUGUGUGAUUUUGGUUACUAACCUUUUUUUUUGUAAAGUAGCCUUAUUUUUGUCUGGACGAACUCCCCUAGGUGUUUGUUAGCAAAGUGUGUCUGUGGCGGUCCCUGCCUUGAUUCUAUGAGCUACCAAAGCCCUUUUUAUCCCUUUUUUGAUGGGAUUAUUUUAUAGGAUCUUGCUGGCCCCAAAAUGUUUAUAUUGAUAUUAACAAAUAUUACACCUCUGCUCAUCUUGGGCAGGGCUCAUUAUUGAGUUUUAAAGAUUCAUAUAAUGGUAAUAUCAGGACAAGAGGUUUUAAGUGGGAAGUUGAUAUUCUUAAUCUCCUUAAAAUAGCAUGGGUGGCGUGGAAGUAUAGGCGGUAACCAUGAGUAUGGCGUGGGUUUUGGCAACCACCCUUUACUAGAUCUGCAGAUGAUUGUAUAAUAAGGGCAUGCUUAUCACAUGUCAUUGUAACCACAAAAAAAAUCCUAAAGACAUUCAUUAACAGCAUGAAUUUUGUAUCAGCAAAAUUGGGAUGCAACAGACCACAGCUCAGUUGCAGUGACUCAGCAAGCUACAACGUGACAGCGACGUGAGAACCUGAAUGGAAUUUUGUGCUUCAUUGCACUGCUAGCAGUAUGUGUUCUGAGCACUAGAGAGCAAAUCAAACGUUUGUUAAAUCAUCUAUCAGGUCAGAAAGUAAGUGCACCAUGAACCCUGUCUCCUUUUUGUAUGGGGGUUGCUUUUUUAUAUGUAAAACAGUGUUUUGUACAUUACAUAAUUUUAAAAAAUGUAACGUGAAGCAAACAGUGUGCUAAAACCUUGGAGUGCAUGUACAAACAUGCUUAACUUUCAGUUUGCCUCAUGGAAUAGUGAUUAUGUCUUGUACCAGACACUUCAUGUGUGCUUUGUUUGUUCACAAAUGAGCUUUAGGCAUUAAGAAACUAAAAAUAGAUGUUUGCCUGUUCCAGCUGGCAAACCCAUGGGAAUAAUGCAUGAGCCUGACUAAACAGUAUACGUGUUGAAAGAAAUAUAAAGGUAUAAUGAGCAAAUCUACAUUUAUGCUGUAAAUAUUUAACAAUAACAUAAUUUGCCUGAUUUAUGCUAUAUGCUGAAGUUGAUUCAAUAGGUCAUAUAUACUGCUUAUUGGCUUUUCAGAAAGAGAUUAUUAUUAUUAUUAUGGUAUUUAUAUAGCGCCAUCAAAUUCCGCAGCGCUUUACAAUGGGUGGACGAACAGAUAUGUAGUUGUAACCAGACAAGUUGGACACACAUGAAUAGAGGGGUUGAGGGCCCUGCUCAAUGAGCUUACAUGCUAGAGGGAGUGGGGUAAAAUUACACAAACAGGUAAGGAUAGUAUUAGACUAGUGACAGUUGCAGAAGAGGAAUCAGUCAGGAGCUAUUAACAGUUUAAUUGUUACGCUUUUAUGAAGAAGUGGGUUUUUAACGAUUUUUUGAAGGAGUGGAGACUGGGUGAGCAUCUAACGGAGGAUGGAAGCGAGUUCCACAGGAACGGUGCAGCCCUCGAGAAAUCUUGAAGGCGAGCAUCAAAGGUGGGAGUACGGUCAGAAGAUAGACGUAAGUCUUCAGCAGAUCGUAAGGGCCUAGACGGGACAUACUUGUGUGUAAGGGAGGAUAGAUAGGUGGGAGCAGCAUUAUGUAGAGAUUUGAAAGCAAGAACCAGAAUUUUAAAUUGAGCUCUAUAUUUUAUAGGAAGCCAAUGUAGGGACUGACAGAAGGGUGAGGCAUGGGAGGUGCGGGCAGACAGGAAGAUGAGCCUCGCUGCCGCAUUCAUUAUGGACUGUAACAGCACAAGUUGGGAGCACGUAAGACCACUGAGAAGUGGAUUACAGUAGUCAAGGCGAGAAAGGACAGUGGAAUGGACCGACACCUUAGUCACAUCUAGUGUUAAGUAGGGGCGGAUGCGCGCAAUGUUUUUGAGAUGGAAAUGACAGGAUUUGGCAAUAGAUUGAACAUGAGGCUUGAAGGAGAGGUCGGAGUCAAAGAGCACACCUAGGCAGCGAGCCUGUGUGGUGGAGCUGAUGGUAGCACCAUUGACUUGGAGGGAGACAGACACAGGAGUAACAACAGUUGAGGGAGGAAAGACCAGAAUUUAAAUUUUGGUCAAGUUUAGUUUAAGGAAGUGGGCAGCCAUCCAGUUAGAAAUAGCAGAGGGGCACUCAGAGACACUAGUCAAGAGGGACAGGGAGAGAUCAGGAGAGGACAGGUAAAUUUGCGUGUCAUCUGCGAGCAAUGAUAUUGGAAGCCAAAGGAGCUAAUGAGUUUACCAACGGAGGCAGUAUAGAUGGAGAACCAAGGACUGAACCUUGGGGGACACCAACAGAGAGGAGUUGGGGAGAAGAAGCAGAGCCAGAGAAAGAAACACUGAAAGAACGAUGGGAGAGGUAGGAGGAGCAAAGGAGAGAGCAAUAUCUUGUAGACCAAUAUUGCGGAGGAUGAGAAGAAGCUGUUGAUGAUCAACAAUGUAAAAAGCCACAGACAGGUCAAGGAGAAUUAGGAUAGAGUAGUGACCACGAGAUUUUGCAGCGAGUAGAUCAUUGGAUACUUUGGUCAGUGCUGUUUCCACAAAGUGCUUAGCGCAGAAACCAGACUGAAGUGGGUCUAGCAGAGAGUUGGACUUGAGGAAGUCUGUCAAUCUCGCAUACACAAUUCUUUCAAGGAUCUUGGAUGCAAAAGGCAGUAGCGAGAUAGGAUGAUAGUUGGAUGGGGAGUUAGGGUCAAGAUUGGGCUUCUUUAGAAUUGGGGUUACAGUUGCAUGUUUGAAGGGCGAUGGAAAUAUGCCAGAGGAGAGAGAGAGAUUGAGAAUUUAGUGAAAGUUGGAGAAAGAGAAGAAGACAUAGUACGGAUGAGAUGCGAGGGAAUUGGAUCUAGGGAGCAGGUGGUGGGGCGGGAGGACUGGAGCAGAGCAGAAACCUCUUCCAAUGUAGCGGGUGCGAAUGAACAUAGAGUCGCAGAGGGAGUGAAGUUAGGGAAAGUAUUGUAAGGGGAAGAAGAAAGAUGAGAGUUCUCUUCUCUGAUUGUAGAAAUCUUGUCAGUGAAGUGAGUUGCAAAGUCUGAGGUGGUCAAGUUAGUAGGUGGAGGAGUAACAGCAGGGCGAAGAAGAGAGUUAAAUGUGUGAAAUAGUCCUUUGGGUUCACGGUAGAGUGUGGUUAUGAGGAUAUUGAAGUAAUUAACUUUUGCAGAGGAAAUAGUAAAGCUGUAUGAGCUCAGCAUAAAUUUAUAGUGGAGAAAGUCAGAUUCACAGUGAGACUUUCUCCAACAGCGUUCAGCAGUUCUGGAGCAUUUUUGGAGGUAUCGAGUGAGCUUGGUGUGCCAGGGUUGUUGUUGGGGGCGCCUGUGGCGUUUAAAUAUUCAAGGUGCCAUGAUGUCUAGUUGAGAGGAGAGAGCAUAAUUAGAUCCAAGUGUCAUGAAAAUGGGCAUAAAUGUCACCAAAAGCCUUGGCAGAUUUCAUUAAAUGGCGGUCAUAAAUAAGUAAGAAUGAUGAUGUGAUAUUUGUAUCCCAAUCAUCCUUUACAUCAGGCAUAGUCAACCUUUGCCACUCCAGAUGUUGUAGACUACAUCUCCCCUGAUGGUUUGCUAGCAUUUUGGCUGUAAGAGGAUUAUGGGAGAUGCAGUCCACCACAUCUGAAGGUUCCCUACCCCAGCUCUACAUACAUACUCACUACAUGCAUGGCCUAAAUCUGUCCAACUCUUGUCUGGCCAGUCUGGCUUCUCCAGUAGUGAUGCAAAUUAACCCCUUACAAAACACUCCAAAAUUCGACCUGUCUACACUGAAGCUGUAGUAUGCUGUGUAAGUGUAGAAACAAAUAAACUUUCUUUUCUAUCUUCAGGAUUUUUGCAGGCUUGCAGAGCACUAAUGAUUGCUGCUGUAUGCCUGGGAUUUUUUGGGUCUAUAUGUGGAUUUAUCGGCAUGAAAUGCACAAAGAUUGGAGGAAGUGACCAAACAAAAGCUAAAAUUGCUUGCUUAGCUGGUCUCUUGUUCAUAUUUUCAGGUGAGUGUUCUAACCGGUAACAGCUACUAGAUAAACUAGAAUUAUAAGAAAAUGGAUUUAAAUGAAUGACUGAAAUCAAUGAAAUUUUAGCACUUCUCAGACCGUGCAUUCAGGAAUCCAGCUGUAGCCGUGAGUCAUAAGUUUAUUUCCUGCUGCUGAGGACGUAUGAGCAUGUGUUUCCCUGUUAUAUUUUAAAUUCACUUGCUUGAUCACGAUCUAUCUGCCCUACUGAAAACCCAUUGUAUGUGCCAACCACUCUAUAAGAAACAAACAUGUAUUCCUAAUACUAUAUUGUUCUCCUCUCUGUUUAGAUUCAGACUCCCCCCCAAAUUAUUUUUUUUUUAAAGGGAAAAAAAGGUCUUUAGCUUUCUUUUUCCCCAGGGUCGCGACUCACUCUGUACAGCCUCCUGCUCCUCCUCCGGCAUUGCUGCAUUAUUUUCUUGUCCAAUCCAGUGCUUCACCUAGAGGAGCAUUGAGGACAAAAAGUACAUGUGCAGUUUUCCAAUUGAAUGCCUUCUAUAAGAACCAUUCAGAGAAAGUGAUGUGUGAAAACCAAGUUUGACUCGGCUCUCACAGUAAUAAUGGUGGAUAUCAGGAAGGCAGUCAAGAGGAGUGUUCAGCCCUUGAAUGGAAAUAUUGCUGUAUAUAUUAAACAGCAAUGUUUUACAGGGCAGGGCUGAAAUAGAGGCACUGCCGUUCUUAACUUUUUAUCGGGAACCAAGGACCUACAUGUGGUUUUACACUUAUAGUAUCAGGAAUACAUGUUUGUAUUCUGGAAAAUAUAGUGCUCCUUUAAACAUUUCCUGCUUUGAUGUCUCAUUGUGUCAUCCAAAACAUUUUCAACAAUUUAGUAACUUUCAGUAUUUUGUGAUACAUUUUUUCAUGCGCAAAUUAUGAUUUUUAGUAGUACUUUAAGUUAAUUCUAACUUACUAACAUCCUUCUAAAGUAUUUGCAGAGUUGGGCUUCUCAUUUCUGACCAGUGAAAGAAUAACAGCGUUUCUUUACAUUACAGCAAUAUCUGAACCAAACGAUGGGCAACGGCCAGAACUAAAUGUAUCUGUUCCAUGCAAAUCGGUCCAAACUCUCUAGAAUUGUAUAUAAAUCUUAGGUGGUGACCUUACACGCAACAUCAGUGAUAUUAAUUCUUCCUUUUACAAUUUACACUGUGUUAUAUAAGACACAUAUUACAAGUCAUUGAAGAUGUCAUGAGUGCCUUAAAGGGGAACUGUCACUGCCCGAUAUUUUUAUAAUUAUGUUUAUUUAUCCUCUAAUGUAACAAAUAUGGAUUUAUGAAGCAUGGAAAAUAAAACAAAAUGUAGGAAUUCACACCUCUUUAUGUUGAAACUGGUGCCUUUGUUUUUUGUUUUGUUUUUACCAGUUGUUUUAUUUUCUUUUAAAUUUAUAUUAAUGAUAUAGCAAGUGACAUCAUAAUCCAGUUCACACAAGCCAAAAUAUUGAAUAAAUGAAAAUAAAUAGCUCUCUGUCAGUGUUUGUUAUAAGCUUUAUUCUUUCCUCUUGGCAGUUAGCAUUAGGAAUGCAUUCAUAGAAAGUGCGAAAUGAAACAAUAUUUAUUUUCAUUUUUUAUUUAUUCAAUAUUUGCCCGGGCUUUGGUUUGUGUGAACUGGAUUAUGAUGUCAUUUGCUACAUCAUUAAUAUAAAUUUAAAAAAAAUAAAAAAUAAAAAACUGGUAAAAAAAAAAAGUUAACAGAAGUUUUUAUUCCAUUUUUAUUCAAUGGUAUGACACUUGCUCUAUAAAAGCAUAACUGAACUUUGACUAUUAUAACAAAAUGACCAAAGGCAGGUAAUGGGUGGUUGGUUGGAUAGAUGGAUGAAUACAUGAAUGAAUUAAUGAAUGAUGUGUAUCACAAGUGAGCACUUUCACUGUUUGACAAUUGACAGAUCUUCUGAGCUGGCAUUGGAUUUCUCAUACAGGAUCAUGAUUGCUACAAUGCAAAGAAUGACAUUUAAAAAAAAAAAACACAAGUCAAUUAUGACCAGCUUUUGCAUUACAAAUGUUGGAAGGAUGAUACCAGCAAGAAUCCAAUUUCCAUUUAUGAACAGGGAGAUGCUGUUAUUUCAAGCUUCAUUUUCAGAUCCCUCAGACAUGUAAUACAUUUGUUUCAACCUACUAUUUUGCAGGUUUGUGCUCCUUAACUGCUUGUUCAAUUUAUGCUCAUAAAACCACCAGUGAAUUCUUUGAUCCAUCCAUACCACAAAAGUGAGUGUCCUCUUCUUAUCAUAAUAUUACAAUUAUACAAACUACAUAGUAAUCUUACCCUUACCUAAACAUAUACCUUAUAAAUCUUUAAGAAGGCAUAUGCUGGCUUCAACAAUUUAUUCAAUAAACGCCACAUUGCAGCAAAUUAAAAGGACAAAAUCUAAACAGCAUAUAGAAUGAUUAGCCUCAACAUUAAAACCUCCUGCUUGAUAUCAUGUAGGUCCUCCUCGUGCUGCCAAAACGGCUCGAGCCAUGGACUUUACAAAACCUCUGAAUGAGUUCUGUGGUUUCUGGCACCAAGACAUUAGCAGCAGAUCCUUUAAGUCCUGAACAAUGUUUGCGGUGUAGCAGGGUGCAUUAUACUCUUGAAGGCCACUGCCAUCAGGGAACAUCAUCGCCAUGAAGGUGUGUACGUGGUCUGCAACAAUCUUUACAUAAAUGGUAUAUGUCAAAGUAACUAACAUCCACAUGAAUGCCAGGACCUAGGGUUUCCAAGCAGAACAUUGCCUAGAGCAGGGGUAAGCAACCUUUUAGCAGCACUGUGCCGAUAUAGGAUUCUGAUGUCCUGUAGCGUGCCGGUCCUAUUUAAAAAAAAAUUAAAAAUUUAAUUGACGGGUGUAUGCUGCCGUAUUCUGCUUGUGUUAUUUAUACUGUAAUUGCUUUGUAUCGUUGUAUUUGUGCGUAUAUGAGCUAUUAUAUUGUAUAUGUUCAUGAGUAGAUUGUGGUAUCGUGUAUGAUACAUAUGAAUGUGGGCUGUGUAUGGGGGCAGCUUGUGGAAUUGUGUGUGUGGAUGGAUAUGUCACAUUGUGUGUUUAGUAGUGUGUGAAUGUGUGGGGGCUGUUUGGGGUAUUGCAUGUGAGAGGCUGCAUAUGGGGUUGUGUGCAUGUAUGUGGAUUGUUAGUGGUGUUGUGUUUGUGUGGAUUUUGUGUACGUUUGUGUGUGGGCUGUCCAUAUUAUUUGUAUGAGGGGAGGGUCUUUCUGCAUUUCUGUGUAUAUCUAGCAGUGUGGGUGGCUUCCCUGGGUUCCAGUGGGGACCAUGUUGGCCAGGUACAGGUAAAGGACAGGAGCUGCAACAACAACUGUGAGCUGCUCUACUACUGUGUGGAUUACCAUUCACAAGUGCUGGAAUGAAGUGCUCUGAGAUCACUUCCUCUACGUGCUGCAAUGCAUAAAUUGAGGAUUUUCCUUCACCACCUCUUCGUAUUAGCAGAUAUCUGAAGUUUUACUGGGACUCCUGAUAGGCCAGAGCCUGUUUGGCUCUAGCAGCCUUGAGUGCCAUGCAUGGCACUAGUGCCGUAGGUUGCCUACCCCUGGCCUAGAGCAUAACACUGCCUUCCCCGGCCUGCCUUCUUCCCAUAGCUCAUCCUGCUGCCAUCUCUUCCCCAGGUAAAAGACGCACAUGCACCCAUCCAUCUACGUAACCUAAAAGAAAAUGUGAUUCAUCACACCAGGCAACCUUAAGCGGCACUGUCAUGCCGAACUUACCUUUCCUCAAUCGCUUCCUCUUCUCUCCCUCUCUGGGGAUCUGUUCUUCUUUUCUUCCCAUCUAAUCUAUUUUUCUUUAAAACAUAAGACAAAGUAGGAUCUUAUGUAUAUUUCCAACGCCUGACCAGCUCUCACCUACUUUCUGUGGGUCAGAGAAAUUGUCCCACAAUACUCAUCCUAUCCUCCUUCAUCUCGCGAUGCCUGCUUUCAGUAUUCCCGAAAGUCCUGUCAUUUAGACAGAAUGCUGGUGAAACUACCGAAUUUCGUUCUAACAGAAUAAGAACAGUUUGUUCAUUCAUGUUAGGAUGAUAUUCUUAUUGUAAUUUAGGUCCCCCACCUGCCGCUCAUUGGUGGGGGCUGGGGCAGCACUAGGUCCCCCCCCCUUAUUGUCAUUUAGGGCCCCCACCCGCAGCUCAUGGGUGGGGGCCAACGGGGACCCUAUUUCUGCUGUUUAGUUGAAUAGCGCGAGUAGGGGCAUUCAGGAGAUUUUUUUAGUGAGGGAGUUCAUGGGGGGCUCAGGAAGUGGCGGGGAGCACAGCUCCCCACCACUUCUAUUUCUACAUAUUACAAGGAGGGAGCUGCGAGCCGGUAGCUCCCUCCUUGUAAUAAGUUUAACGAACAAACUAACACCGUCAUUCGGGGGUUUGUUUAUUCGUCUGACAGUUCUAUUCAUUAAUUCGGCUUUCUGACGAAUGAAUAGAUGAAAUUCCCGUCACAAUUUCAGACAAUAUCGAAUGCCCCAGUGUUUAACUGGGCAUGCAUAGGAAUUUCACAGCGCUAUCUAGUAUGGUUAGAUUACGUGUCCCACAGGGCUUUCAUCUACCCACACAGAGAUCCAGGCACAAAAUUAAGAUUGAAAAGAGGUAAUACGGGGUGCCUAGGGGUUUUUGGGGGUGACUAUGGGGGAAAUUAGAUGUAUUGGAGUCAGGAGGGGGGUUGGGGAGAAGAAGCAGAGCCAGAGAAAGAAACACUGAAAGAGCGCUGGGAGAGGUAGCAGGAGCACCAGGAGAGAGCAAUAUCUUGUGAACCGAUAUUGCGGAGGAUAGGCAUGUGCAUGGGGAAAAUUUUCGGUUAGGUUCGGCAUUCCAAAAUUCGGGACUUUGGCAUUUCAUCACUUCGGCAACUACAGCACUUCGACACUUUGGAAUUUCGGAACUUCGGCAUUUCGGAAUUUUGGGACUUCAGCACUUCGGGACUUCUCUUGCAGCCGCUUAGUAGAUAACUCCCUAAUUCCCACAGUAUUAGGGAGUUAUCUACCAAAAGGCUGAAAGACCUAAAUUGGUCUUUCAGCCAAAUUUACUCGCUAUACCGCGAGUAGGGGCAUGUAUAUUAAACAGUGAGCAGUCUCUGGCAGCGGGUGGGGGCCCUAAAGUAAAAUGAUGGGGGGGGGACCUAUUGUCCUCCCUCCUGGCCCCCACCCCUGAGCGGAGUGUGGGGGCCCUAAAUACUAAUAAGGGGGACCUAAUGUCCUCCAUGGGCCCCACUCCUGAGCGGUGGGUGAGGGCCAUAAAUUAGAAUAAGGGGGGGGGCCUAAUGUCCUCCCCCUGGCCCCCAACCCUGAGUGGUUGGUGGGGGCCCUAAAUAAAAAAUUAACCCCCCUCCCCCAGGAUACUAGGGGUCCCCAAAACCCUAGUCACUCCCCUCCCCCAAAAAACUAACCCCUACCUACCCCCUCACUCUAAAAAUAAUGAGGGGGGGGACCAUUAAUUAAGUACCUGUAAAAAAAAUUAAAAAAAACUUACCAUUUGAUGUUUUCUUUCUUCUAAAAUCUUCUUUUUUCAGCCCCAAAAAAAGGCCAAAUAAAAAAUCCAUAAUAACCGACGCACUUAAAAAAAAAUAUAUACUAAUAAGGGGGUGGGACCUAAUGUCCUCCCCCCUGGCUCCCACCCCUGAACGGUGGGUGGGGGCCCUAAAUUAGAAUGGGGGGGGAACCUAAUGUCCUCCACCUUGGCCCCCACCCCUGAGCGGCGGCUGGGGGCCCUAAAUAAAAAAUUAACCCCCCUCCCCCAGGUCACUAGGGGUCCCCAAACCCCUAGUCACUCCUCCCCCAAAAAACUAACCCCUACCAACCCCCCUCACCCCAAAUAAUGAGGGGGGACCAUAAACUAAGUACCUGUAAAAAAAACUUACCAUUUGAUGUUUUCUUUCUUCUAAAAUCUUAUUUUUUCAGCCCCAAAAAAGACCAAAUAAAAAAUCCAUAAUAACCGACGCACUUAAAAAAAAAAAAAAUACUAAUAAGGGGGUGGACCUAAUGUCCUCCCCCUGGCUCCCACCCCUGAAUGGCGGGUGGGGGCCCUAAAUUAGAAUGGGGGGGGACCUAAGGUCCUCCCCCUGGCCCCCACCCCUGAGCGGUGGGUGGGGACCCUAAAUACUAAUAAGGGGGGGACCUAAUGUCAUCCCCCUGGCCUCCACCCCUGAGCGGUGGGUGGAGGCCCUAAAUUAGAAUAGGGGGGGACCUAAUUUGACUAAUGUUACUUUCAAGCCACCAAUCAGAGAGUUAUGAGUCAAAUUACACAGCGUGGGAAAAUUCCAAAGAACUUUCCCACGCUGUGUAAAAUUACACAGAGCACUCUGAUUGGUGGAUUUCAAGCCAACCAAUCAGAGUGCUGUGACAGGUAAAUGUAGAGACUUACCUGUCAGUCUCUUCAUUUACCUGUCAGAGCAAUCUGAUUGGAUGGCUUAAACCCACCAAUCAGAGUGCUCUGAGCCUAAUUGCAGGGCGGGGCAAGGCUUUAUAAGCCUUCCCCCACCCUGCAGAGCUCAGUCUGCGCGGAGCCCUCCAUGGGUGAAGAUGGAUUUUUUUUUUUUUUUAAUGCCUCGGUUAUUAUGGAUUUUUUAUUUGGGCUUUUUUGGGGCUGAAAAGAGAAGAUUUUAGGAGAAAGAAAACUUCAAAUGGUAAGUUUUGUUUUUUUUACAGGUUCUUAUUUAAUAGUCCCCCCUCAUUAUUUUUAGGGUGAGGGGGGUAGGUAGGGGCUUGUUUUUUGGGGUAGGGGGUGACUAGGGGUUUGGGGACACCUAGUCACCUGGGAUGGGGGGGUUAUUUUUUUUAUUUAUUCUAAUUUAGGGCCCCCACCCAACGUGCAGGGGUGGGGGCCAGGGGGGAGGACAUUAGGUCCCCCCUAAUUGGUAUUUAGGGCCCCCACCCACCGCUCAGGGGUGGGGGCCAGGGUGAGGACAUUAGGUCCCCCUUAUUAUAAUUUAGGGCCCCCACCCACCGCUCAGGUGUGGGGGCUGGGUGGGGGCACAGGCUGCUUACUGUUUAAUAGACAUGCCCCUACUUGCGGUAUAGCAAGUAGGGGCAUAAUUUACUAAUACUAAGUAAUCUUUACUUAGUAUUAGUAAAUUUGGCUGAAAGACCAAUUUAGAUCUUUCAGCCUUUUAGUAGAUAGCUCCCUAAUACCGUGGGAAUUAGGGAGUUAUCUACUUAUUCAUUCCUGUCAUUACGUUGACUGGCUAAGUAACUUACAUUUUAUAUGAAUGUAUGUUACUUGAUUGUUGUAAGUGUUACAAAUGCUUUCAGCUGAAUCCUGGCUACGUUUGUAUACUUUUUAUUUAAAAUUGUAUAGAGUGUAACUUUCUUCAUUCUUCCACUGGGUAAGUAUAUUAGUUCUUAGGCAAUACUGUGGUUCGGAACUUCGGCUUUUCGGAAAUUCGGUAAUUUCGGAACUUCGGUACUUCGACAAUUCAGCAAUUCAUCUAUUCAGACAUUCGGAAGUACCCGAAUGUCCGAAUUUCCCGAAAUUCGUCCGAAUUCACAUUCGGACCGAAACAAAUUGCACAUGUCUAGCGGAGGAUGAGAAGAAGCUGUUGAUGAUCAACAGUGUCAAAAGCCGCAGACAGGUCAAGGAGAAGUAGAUCAUUGGAUACUUUGGUCAUUGCCUUUCCACAGAGUGCUUAGCAUGGAAACCAGACUGAAGCGGGUUUAGCAGAGAGUUGGACUCGAGGAAGUCUGUCAAUCUUGCAUACACAAUUCUUUCAAGGAUCUUGGAUGCAAAAGGCAGUAGCGAGAUAGGACGGUAGUUGGAUGGGGAGUUAGGGUCAAGGUUGGGCUUCUUUAGAAUUGGGGUUACAGUUGCAUUUUUGAAGGGCGAUGGAAAUAUACCAGAGGAGAGAGAGAGAUUGAGAAUUUUAGUGAGAGGUGGAGAAAGGGAAGAAGACAGAGUACGGAUGAGAUGCGAGGGAAUUGGAUCUAGGGAGCAGGUGGUUGGGCGGGAGGACAGGAGCAGAGCAGAAACCCAUUCAUACACACAAACUGCCUAAUACCUACAUUCAUACACACAUACUGCCUAAUAUAUACAUUGUACAUUGAAUACAUAAUUUAUCAUUGUGAUAAAUUAUGUAUUCAAUGCAUUUGGUGAAUUUAUAAUGUAAUUUAUAAUAAGACUAGCAUAGACGAGCACAAACACUGACAGAUACACAUACUGACAGACACACUCACUGACAGACACACACUAACAGACAUACACACACACACACACAAACUCACUGACAGACACACACUGACAGAUACACAGUCACACACUCACUUACAGACACAUACUCAGUCAAUGACAGACAUCACAGAGGGCGCACGAGGGAGGAGUGGGAAGCUGAAAGAAAAUCUGCAUUUAUCGGCAGAACAGGCACCUGCCAUCAGGACCGGUGCAAGGAUUUUUAGCUACACAGGCAAAGAUGCAUUUUGAUGCCCCCCACCCCUCCUUAAAAACAAUGCAUCUUUACCUGUGUGUCUCUUUGUAACCCCCCUUUUGAAUUUCUUACCCUUUUUGUGCUCUAGUGUAUUUUAUUCCCCCUUUAGUGUGUAUUACAACCCUUUUUGUAUGUAUCUUACUUCUCCCAGCCCAUUUGUGUGUCUCUUACCUCCAGCCCCUUUCUGUGUCUCAUUCUUACCCUAGCCCCUUUCUGUGUCUCAUUCCUACCCUUGCCCCUUUCUGUGUCUCAUUCUUACCCCAGCCCCUUUCUUUGUCUCCUUCUCCACCACAGUUCAUAUGUGUGGCUCUAUUUCCCCUCAGUUCAUUUUUUGUGUCCCUCCCCUCCAGAUCCCUUUGUGUGUCUUUCCUCACAAGCCACAGGAACACAGGAAUCGCUUUUCAGGCACACAGUCAAAGUCAUACAGGUACACUGUCAUACAAACACAGAAAUAAUCAUACAGAGACAUACAGACAUACAGUCAGAGACAUAAAUACAUCCAGACAAAGAAAUACAGACAGUCACACAGAGACAUACAGGCAUACAUACAUGAAUACAGAGACAUACAUGAAUACAGAGACAUACAGGCAUAUAGAGACAUACAGGCAUACAGAGACAUACAGGCAUACCAAGACAUACAUACAUACAGGCAUACAGAAACAUGCAUACAAAGAUAUACAGGCAAACAGAGACAUACAGACACAUACAUAUGUACAUACAGAGACAUAAAGCCAUACAGUUACAUACAUGCAUAGACAUACAUACAUGCAUGCAUACAGAGACAAACAUACAUACAUGCAUACAGAGAUAUACAUACAUACAUACAUGCAUGCACACAGAGCCAUACAUACAUACAUGCAUGCAGAGACAUGCAUACAGUGACACACAUACAUACAUGCAUACAUACAUACAGAGACAUACAUACAUAUAUACUUACACAGACAUUCACAAAUACAUACUUACAACUAUUCAACCUGGUCCCUGGGGUACAUGCUGUCCGGGUCUGUGGAGUCCUGUCUUGCAGCCCAGCACAAUCACUGGGCGCCAGCCCAGCUGUGUGGUACACAGGAAGCAGGGAUAUGAUGUCAUUCAUAUCCCCACCCCCUCCACACAGCCUGCCGACACCAGGGUAGGAGACUGGGCAGGCGGUAAAAUGCUGGGCUCCGUGUAGGUAAGACCUGGGCUGAAUUAACCGGCAGGAAGGGGAGCGCAGUUAGCUUACAUCCUGCCAGUCAGCCUGACAUUGCACCACCAGGGCCAGUGUGCCCUAAGGUCGCUGUCUGAUGGUAGCGCCGGUCCUGCCUGUCAUCAUGGUAAGCAGGUGCCUGCUCUGCCAUACUGAAGAAGCAUAGCUUCGGGGGUACCCUGAGGUAGCCAGAUGGCCACCUCCUGGGCCCCCUGUGACAGGGCUCCUAUGGGCACCCACACCUUUGAGCGCUUAGAGGAUUGGCCACCUUUGGGCGCCUAGAGGAUUGGGGUAGGUGGGGGCUCAAGAGGCGCUCGCCCAGCGCUGUGGCCCAAGACAGGGGCAGGCCACCAGGAAACAUCCCGGUGGGUGCCCCCAGUAGGCCGGCGCCCUAGGUGAAUGCCUAGUUUGCCUAACGGAACAAUGAUAAGAGAGAGUUGCUGAAGCACUCUCUGCGUGGUUCUGGUGCCUGUUUACAGCAUGAGAGCGUCUAAUGAUGCACUUGCACUAUGGUGCCAGAGGACAUUUGGAAAUCGGUACUGUUGGGAGGCCUGCAUUUGGUUGUUAGUGAAUAGAUUAAAGCACAGAAGAAUUUUAACAACCACAUGCAGGAGAACUGAGCUGAUUGCAAACAGACACAGUUGUGGAAGCAAAUUCUGCAUUUAGAGAAUAGACUCUCAAAAAUUAAGCCCUGUGCUCAAACUCAAACUACAAUUUGGCAGCAGUAAUGGCUAUAGUGUUCAGCAAAUACAUAGAACAAAAAAAUAUCCCUAUACAUUUACAUUUAGGAGAUCGGAAGAUCUCGAAGAGAGCCAGUGCUGAGCGUAAACAAAAGUGGGUAAAUAAGAGGGAAACAACAGCAGAAAUAUAUAGAAGACAAGGGUUCCCAAAAAUGUGAUUUUGAGAGAAUUAGGAAAGUAAAGAUGAAAGUGAUAAUAAAAUAGUGUCCACCGCAUUGAAAGCAGCAGAAACAUCUAGCAGGAUUCAUAAAUAGUAGUGAUACUGGCAUUUUGCGUGAAUUACCGUAAAUCAGUGUUGAUUAUUAAUUAAGUAAAGUGUGGAUAGUGGAAACCAGAUUGGAAAGGGUUAAGUACUGAGAUGGAUUUCAAGAAGUUAGUUAUCUAACUUUUCAGACAUUCAUGGAACUUAGAGGUGAAAGGUAGCUGAGCGGGGAAUUUGAAUAAACCCUUUCACUACCAAGUAAUGUGCCAAACAAUUACCACCAGCAACUUGGGGAGAGGGUUGUCCUAUUAAAAAUAUUGAGCGCCAGGAGUAAAGAGAGUUAGAAAUCAACAGAUUGUGAACAGAUUAAGCCUUUACUUGCAGAUUGAACAGAUAUUUGAGAGUGCUCCUCAUACAGAGGUAAUGAAGGAGGGGAAACAUACUGGGCACUAAUGAGAAUGACAAGCUUUCUUAGGACACAAGGAGUGGGAAAGGACAAUGGGCUUCAGGAAAUGCCACCAGCUCUCAGCAUCAAGAUGAGAGACCACAAGAAAAAAUGAGAGUGGAUUUUUAUCAGCAAUAUGUUGGCUGAGAGUGUAGGAGGGAGGAGAGAAAUAAUUAAAUGUAGGACUUGGAAUGAGCGAUGGGAGGAGAAUAAGAGGGAGCAAUUUAUCAGCUGUGUGCGGAGUAUGGCAGAAAGGUGACUGGAUUAGGGCAUUUAGAUGAAGGGGUUAAUCAUGGGAGGCUAAGAGUAAGAUAGAGUCACAGGACCUGCACUUUUGGAUAAGGCAGGAGGCAAUACAAAAGCCGGUAGUUGUAUCAGAUUGUAAGGGAGGGAGAACAGCAGAAAGUUGUAAGGAACAAGAUAGCAGCCGCCUCGCCUUAAAUGAACCUAGUGUGCACCUAGCAAUAAGGAAUUAUGGGAUGUGGGCAGUCUAUCCACGCCAGUGUGCAAUGCUGUGUGGCGAUAAAGCAAUAUUUAGGUAAAUACUAAUGUAACGGAUCGCCUGGCACCCCGACUGGGUACCUCCGUUGAAGGAUGCUCCUAGCGCUUCCUGAGGACUCCAAGCACUGCAGCAGACACCAAAACCACUGAACCGUAGGAGCAUAUGAAUGCUCUCAAGCAUUUGAAUGCUGUAGACAGUUGAAUAGGAACCAUACGAAUAGGUUUACUCUCCUAGCAGUCAAACUGGAACAGCAUACAAUGAAUCCUUCCCCCAAUAAUGAGACGACACUUCACUUUGAGGGUUAAACAGGAACUCCCUGUACUGUCACAUACAGUCUCUUUUAUUUCCAAUCCACAAACAUAGUACAGCCCACAGGGCGUUACAAAACAACCAAUCAAUCCGUACAAUACACCCAGACACUCCCACACAAACUCCUCCCCUCUGCCUGUGAUAUGAUUACUGAACACAAUGGGUAAUCUCAUUAUCACCGGCAGAAGAAUACAGUUUUUACACAAUAUUUAUAACUUCUAAAAUAUACAUGUCACAAACAUAAAACAUACAUUUUCAUAAUCAAUCCAUUCAGGGGAACAACAUAUUAAAAAUGGCACGAAUCAGACCAGGGGUUCAAAAGUUAAGGGAAAGUCCUUUGUGACUAAAUGAAGCAUGGCUUUCCUGCCCAAACCAGUUUCAGAGUCUUCUAUCCUGGAGAUUGAAUUGAGAAGUAAUUCAAUUAUCUCCCAGGACAGACACAAGACUCCAUUAUGCACAUGGUGAGCACAAAGCAUUAAAAUAUUAUAAAAUACACAAAGUCACAUUUUAUACAUAAAACACAGACAUGUCACAUAUCCCCAGAUAGCUGGGAUCUGAGCGCACAAAACUACCGAAUAGCGCUCAGAUCCUAUUCACACAGUUCAACUGCCAUGGAGCCGAAGUCUUUAACUACACGAAUGGGCUCCAUGGCAUAGCUAUCUGGGUUAAUAACUUCACAUAAAGUCUGGUCCAUAGUCCAAAGGCAAGAGGCGGGCAAGCAGCCCCCUCCAAGGACACGUGGCGAGGCUGGUUUUGCCAUAUUUCUCCCCUUUACCAUCCAGACUAACAGGGUAUCUGACCUCCUGCCGGUCAGUGCCCUGGUUAGUCCAGCAACCCACCCACGAAGCACAAACAGCAAUACAGCCCACCCACAAUAACUGGUUACUACACCUGGAUAAAAUAGCAACUUGUCCAUGUCCAGGUGCCUCACCACGGCUAUGCGGGGGGCUGGUAGACUGCCUUGGUGGGUUGCUGAGUGGGCAGAGACCAGCGGUACUCUGCCCGGGUGCCAGCGCUACCACUGAAGUAGCCUGGUUGGAGCCUGGUUGUGGGAGGGGAAGACCGACUGUCUCCCCUCUGGAUACACUGCUCUGUGAUGGGGAACAGGACCGACCGUCCCUACCCCUGGUGCUGCAAGUGCAGAGACUACAGUCCCAUCUGCAUAGUUGUGGGGCUGAACAUCUCCCCUUGGUUGGUUAGGCUGCCGCUGGAGAGAGGGUGUAACAAGCUCCUCUCUCUGAACUGUAGACUGCCGCUGGGGAGAGGGGGUAACCUGCUCCUCUCCCUGACACUCUCUUUGCUGGUGGAGAGGGGGACCAACUGUCUCCCCUUUCAAUAUUUUGUCCUGCGGCUGGGGUGCGAGACAGACGGUCUCUGCUUCCUCGGGUACACACUGCCGCUGGGGAGGAAGGACGGCACCUUCAGCUCCCUGGGGUACACACUGGCUCCCUGGGAUACACACUGGCUGGGGAGGAAGGACGGCACCUUCAGCUCCCUGGGGUACACACUGCCGCUGGGGAGGAAGGACGACACCUUCAGCUCCCUGGGAUACACACUGCAGCUGGGGAGGAAGGACGGCACCUUCAGCUCCCUGGGAUACACACUGCCGCUGGGGAGGAAGGACGACACCUUUGGCUCCCUGGGACUCACACUGCCGCUGGGGAGGAAGGACGACACCUUCAGCUCCCUGGGGUACACACUGCCGCUGGGGAGGAAGGACGACACCUUCAGCUCCCUGGGAUACACACUGCCGCUGGGGAGGAAGGACAGCACCUUCUGCUCCCUGGGAUACACACUGCCGCUGGGGAGGAAGGACGGCACCUUCAGCUCCCUGGGAUACACACUGCCGCUGGGGAGGAAGGACAGCACCUUCAGCUCCCUGGGGCACACACUGCCGCUGGGGAGGAAGGACGACACCUUCAGCUCCCUGGGAUACACACUGCCGCUGGGGAGGAAGGACGGCACCUUCAGCUUCCUGGGACAUACACUGCCGCUGGGGAGGAAGGACAACACCUUUGGCUCCCUGGGACUCACACUGCCGCUGGGGAGGAAGGACGACACCUUCUGCUCCCUGAGGUACACACUGCCGCUGGGUAGGAAGGACGACACCUUUGGCUCCCUGGGACUCCUUUUUGGCCAAAUCUACUAGAGAUUGCAGGUAUUCUCCUACUAGUUUCCUGGCAAGCUGCACGGCUCUCUUUGGGGGGUUGGGUCCAAAGGUAGACAGCACCUCAUUAACCUCUCUGUCAAACUCCUCCUGAGUGUAGUCAUACGUCAUGCUUUCUCUGCUGAAGUUAGUUCUUUUGUAGAUAGGGUCGCUGUACGGGUACUAGCGUUGCCCUCAAUUUGUAAAUCCAUGAACUGUGUCUCCGAGCUGCUUUACCUCGCACUAGGACGCCAUCCCACCGCUGCCACCAAUGUAACGGAUCGCCUGGCACCCCGACUGGGUACCUCCGUUGAAAGAUGCUCCUAGCGCUUCCUGAGGACUCCAAGCACUGCAGCAGACACCACAAUCACCGAACCAGUAGGAGCAUAUGAAUGCUCUCAAGCAUUUGAAUGCUGUAGACAGUUGAAUAGGAACCAUACGAAUAGGUUUACUCUCCUAGCAGUCAAACUGGAACAGCAUACAAUAAAUCCUUCCCCCAAUAAUGAGACGACACUUCACUUUGAGGGUUAAAACAGGAACUCCCUGUACUGUCACAUACAGUCUCUUUUAUUUCCAAUCCACAAACAUAGUACAGCCCACAGGACGUUACAAAACAACCAAUCAAUCCGUACAAUACACCCAGACACUCCCACACAAACUCCUCCCCUCUGCCUGUGAUAUGAUUACUGAACACAAUGGGUAAUCUCAUUAUCACCGGCAGAGGAAUACAGUUUUUACACAAUAUUUAUAACUUCUAAAAUAUACAUGUCACAAACAUAAAACAUACAUUUUCAGAAUCAAUCCAUUCAGGGGAACAACAUAUUAAAAAAUGGCACGAGUCAGACCAGGGGUUCAAAAGUUAAGGGAAAGUCCUUUGUGGCUAAAUGAAGCAUGGCUUUCCGGCCCAAACCAGUUUCAGAGUCUUCUAUCCUGGAGAUUGAAUUGAGAAGUAAUUCAAUUAUCUCCCAGGACAGACACAAGACUCCAUUAUGCACAUGGUGAGCACAAAGCAUUAAAAUAUUAUAAAAUACACAAAGUCACAUUUUAUACAUAAAACACAGACAUGUCACAUAUCCCCAGAUAGCUGGGAUCUGAGCGCACAAAACUACCGAAUAGCGCUCAGAUCCUAUUCACACAGUUCAAUUGCCAUGGAGCGAAGUCUUUAACUACACGAAUGGGCUCCAUGGCAUAGCUAUCUGGGUUAACACAUUCACAUAAAGUCUGGUCCAUAGUCCAAAGGCAAGAGGCGGGCAAGUAGCCCCCUCCAAGGACAUGUGGCGAGGCCGGUUUCGCCAAAACUAACAUGGGUGUAGGAAGGGGAGGGGAGAAUGAAUCUGAAAUCUAGUGCAACCGUUAAGAUCAUAUGUUUCAGUAUUUAAGAAAGAUAAGAAAAAUAUCCUGUUAAAUGAGCUGGUUAUCUCAUCCUAAUAAUGUGCUUCCUAGUGAUAAUAUAGAAUUUAGCCUACAGAACACAGUGUGUUUUAAUAAGCGCCCCCUGCGUGGUUUAUUAUGGAAGGCUGUCCCCCCAGAUUUUCUUUGGUUCCUAUUGGAUGAUCACAAGCAUAGCAUAGACUGACUCUUUACCUACCUGAAUGUAAAUGUGUCGUCCAUGCAAUGCACAGAUAACAGGAUCACUUUAAAGGACCACUAUAGUGCCAGGAAAACAAACUCGUUUUCCUGGCACUAUAGUGCCCUGAGAGUGCCCCCACCCUCAGGGUCACACUCCCAUGGCGCUGAAGGGGGAGGAAGAGCCGCAUGCGCAUUCAGCCAGUCCAUAGGAAAGCAUUCUCAAGUGAGAAGCGCGGAAGUGCCUCUAGUGGCUGUCAAUGAGACAGCCACUAGAGGCUGGAUUAACCCAUUUGUAAACAUAGCAGUUUCUCUGAAACCGCUAUAUUUACAGCAGGCAGGGUUAACCCUAGCUGGACCUGGCACCCAGACCACUUCAAUGAGCUGAAGUGGUCAGGAUGCCUAUAGUGGUCCUUUAAGGAAAAUUCAAAACAUUCAAUAAUAAACACAAGUUUGAUGUGCAUUCUGAUUAUUAUAAAUGUUUAUUUGAUCAUUUUAAAUAACAGGUUUAUAUCAAUGGUAAAUGUGCAGACUGCCACGGAUGUCAUCAAUCAUCACAGAAAGUGAUAUGGUAUGUGGUACCUUCGCCCCACAGGCAGCCUGGAGCUCAGAAUUGCUAGUUCUAUGCUGUUCUCCCUGCCCAGUCUGCUCUGUGUGCUAUAUCUGAAAGCUGCUGAGACUCGCGGAGCAGACUGCACAGGGAGAGCAAUACAAAGUGGUAGGGAGGAAGGGGUGGUAGAGAGCUUCUGGUUUCACCCUCUGUUGGAUGCAGAUCGGGACUGUUGCAGCAGAUUACCAUGCCACGGCUCUGAUACUAUGAGUCCAGAGCUCACAAGAACCAUUAAACUUUUAAUAAUAAUAAUAUAUUUAUUACAGUAAUAAAAAAAAUUGAAAUGUUGCAAAAAUUAAAGCCCUAUCCCACCCCUCCAACACAAACAGCUCCUAUUAAACACUACAUCCCCUGCACGCAAACACACAUUGCCUCCUGCACACACACAAUGCAUCCCCUGCAUAUACUUUUAACAUUACAUUUAGUGAUAUAUGGGAAUUAUGGUUUGCUGUUAACAUUAGUACAAAAACAUUUACCACAUAGGAUGAUAACAACCCUAGUGACAUCACUGCCUAUAGAAUAAUAGGGAUAAAGUGAAUUGGGAAGAGUGGUGUAUGAUUAAUCAAGAUGUUCCAAAGCAGGCUUGUGAGCAAUUGACCUCUAAUGUAUAUCCUCCUGCAGGUACGAGUUAGGUCCUGCACUCUUUAUGGGAUGGGCAGGAGCAGCAGUUUGCUUGAUUGGUGGCUCCAUCUUUUGCGCUACGAUUAUUGCUGGAAGCAAUCUCCAUUCCAGGUAAAUAUUGGAAAUGCUAACAACUUCACCACCAAUAAUAUCUGUUUCUUUAAAUCUUAAUUUUUUUUAAAAAACACUCUGAGUUAUUUGAUCAGUAUGUAUAAAGGUCACAAAUAUGACACACAGAUUUAUGCAGAACAUGCACACACAAAUGAACAAAACGUAAAUGCCCGCUGCCUAAUCUGGCAUAAAAAUGCACACAAAUCUAAAAAAUAUAGCAUUCUUAAAACGUUACUUUCAUAUGAUUAUUUAUUGUAAUCAUUUCAGUUUAUCUAAAAACUUUCAUGAUGACCUUCAUUCAUUGUUCUGGUGAAACUUUUUAGAUAAACUGGAGCAUAGACAAUGAAAGUUAAAUAAAAAAUAAAAUGAAGUCUUAAUUUGUGCUAAUUGUUUAGUUAUAUAAUAUGCUCUCACACAUAUGGACACCUUUUUCUGCUUUUAUAUAUACAUAUAUAUACACUGAUCAGCCACAACAUUAAAACAACUGACAGGUGAAGUGAAUAACAUUGAUUUUAUUGUUACAAUGAUACCUGCCAUGGGGUGUGAUAUAUUAAUUAGGCAGAAAGUGAACAGUCAGUUCUUGAAUUUUAUGUGUGGGAAGCAGGAAAAAUGGGCAAGUGAAAAGAUCCGAGUGACUUGACAAGUGUUAAAUAGUGAUAGCUAGACAACUGGGUCAGAGUAUCUUCAAAAUGUCCUUUGGGGGGGCGGAGCCUAGCAACGGACCGGAGCGGACGCACAUUGCCGGAGCUCCAAGGUACCGCACGGCAAUCCAGCAACAUCGGAGGCAUCCCGCAUAAAUCACGGCCACACAUUCAGCCACAGACCGCAGGGAACCCCACUGCGACCGCCGAUGCCGUUUCUCCUGAUGCCCGGCUCGAAAAAUACACACCGAGGCGGCAAGGGGCGGGGAGGCAGCCUCAACCCAGCACGGGAGAACACUGGUCCUGGAGUGUCCCAGACUUUGAGGACUGGUACCCCAGCACACACAGCUCAGGUGAGAUGGGGCGCAGAACGCAGAAACCGCCCCAAAAUACCCCGAAACCGCAGCGCGACAUAGGCCAAAUGUUACAGGCCCCAAGCGCAGUGAAGGCACAAACCCCCCGUGAAACAUCCCCGGUACCAUCAGAGGAGGGAGAACCGCUAGACAGCCCACACCUUAGUCCCCAACACCCCACACACACGUGGAUGCCAGAAGCCAGCGCACCGGCCUCAAAACAAGAUAUACAGGCCUGACAGGCCUGCAACAGAACCUAAGACAAAUGUGGGAACCGGACCUGGCAGUGCUUAAACUGGACAUGCACGCUGUGUCCACGCGCACUCAGGCAGUAGAAGAGGAGGUAAAGGGACUAAGAGAGAACUACCAGGAACUGAGGAAGAAGGUGCGACACCUCCAAGCUGCACAAGCGACAAUGACCAGGCAAGUUACCCUCCUAGAUGACAGAGGGCACCGAAAAAACAUAAAAAUCCGAGGGGUACCUGAAUCAAUACCGCUGGAAGAGUUGCCACACUUCACCAGACGCCUUGUGGCCACACUCCUGCCGACUAGACAAUCCAAAACGUUCCAGUUCGAUGGGGUUUACAGGAUAGCCAAAUCCCCACAAGCACCCAACUCAGCCCCACGGGACAUAAUAUUGAGAUGCCAAUCAAUGUUGGACAAACUGGGGCUAAUGGCAGCUAUACAAUGGAAGACACCUCUUGACUUUGAAGACAGCAAACUCUCUUUCUUUCAGGGCUUGAGCAGGGCCACACUGAUAUGGCGCAAAAGUAUGCAACCAAUCACCAAACAACUCCAAGCCGCAGGAGUUGCCUAUAGAUGGGCAACACCAGGAACUCUCUGGAUCACUAAAGAUGACAAGCACUACAGGGCCACUGACCACACAGAGGGCCCAGCACUGAUGACCGCACUGGGAAUAUCGAACCUCGCAGCGACCUCAGCGACACAGCCAGAUCAUUGACCAGGGACAACGAGCGCAGAUUCAUCCGCAACCCCUGGAACAAGCAGAGGCCCGAAAACCAAAACCUGAACGAACUGCCUCACCGACGGCCUCAUAGGCCUUAGUCUAACUAGUUUAAAUAUUUUAAGUUAAUAAGAGUGUUCAUUAAGUUAUAUGUAGUUCUCUCACACUCUGACGGCCAUUACAGUGCUACAACGACCCACCAGAGCCAAGCACACCAGUUCCGAUAACAACCCCCCCCCCGGGGUUAAAGGGAAAACCAACAUCACGGGCGACAUAGUAACCCUGACUGGAAUCAAACUCACCGCAAGGUCUGAUACCCCUAGCCUAAAGCCCCAAGGGCACAACUUGAUCCUGUCACACUACAGCGACUUAUAUAUAUACCUAGACACAAAACUUAUAGUUACUACACUGACCAGGAACCACCCGCAGCUACCACUAGGGACAAAAAUACACCUUUCGACACCUAGAGCACCACACACAUGGGUACCCACCAAUAACUACAAUCAGGGACAAAAAGAGGAGCGGACCUAGUCCUAGAAAGGGCACACAUAGAGAGACCCCGCAACCACCGCAACUCUCUUCCUGGCCACACUCGGAAGGCCCAAGAGACACACCCAACACCCAUAACUUAUAGUCGCACGAUCUGGAAUUGGGAACAGCCACUGGACCUAGCUGUAACUGCCUUCCACCCACGACUCCACAGAAAUUAGGGUGUCUUAGGGAGACAGAAGUCUUCCACCCCCGCAGUUAUUAGAUUUCAAAACCUCACUAUAACAAUGUGACCUAUUGUAAAUAUAAAAUGUGUGUGACUAGCACACAACAAUGCCUUGUAUUUAAUAUGCACUGAUUCUAAUCGUUGUGUCGAGGCUGUUGUGGCCAAAUUCAUGAAUCUGUUACCUUUCCACACGAAAAAUAAAGAAUUUUAAAAAAAAAUGUCCUUUGGGGUGUUCCCAGUAUGCAGUGGUUAGUACCUACCACAAGUGGUGCAAGGAAGGACAACCAUUGUCAGAGUCAUGGGUGCCCAAAACUCAUUAAUGCACGUGAAGAGCGAAGGCUAGCCCGUCUGGUCCAAUCAGAAGAGCUACUGUAGCUCAAAUUGUUGAAAAACCUAAUUCUGGCCAUGAUAGAAAGGUGUCAGCAGUUUGCUGUGUAUGGGGCUGUGUGGCCACAGACCGGUCAGAGUGUCCAUGAUGACCCCUGUCCAUCAUCAAAAGCACCUUCCAUGAGGACGUGAGCGUUAGAACUAGACCAUGGAGAACGCAGCAGUAUGCACAAUGGGAAGAAGGUAGGCCUGCAGAGGCAGUGUUAUGUUCUGGGGAAUGUUCUGCUGGGUCCUGGCAUUCAUGUGGAUGUUAAUUUGACACAUACUUAGAGAAUAUUGCAGACCAUGAACACCCUUUCAUAGUAAUGGCGUUCCCUGAUGGCAGUGGCCUUUUUCAACAGGAUAAUGUACCCUGCCACACUGUAAAAAUAGUACAGGAAUGUUUUGAGGAACAUGACAAAGAAUUCAAGGUGUUGCCUUGAUCUUCAAAUUUCCCAGAUUGCAAUCCAAUUGAGCAUAUGCUUUGAACAACAAAUCUGAUUCAUGGAGGGCCCAUCUCGCAACUUGAAUGACACAUUUAGAGGUCUUGAGCUGUUUUGGCAACACGAGGGGAGAGGGACCAACACAAUAUUAGCCAGGUGGUUUUAAUGUUGUGGCUGAUAAAUGUAGGCCAUAUAUAUAUAUAUAUAGAGAGAGAGAGAGAGAGAGAGAGAGAGAGAGAGAGAGAGAGAGACCCAAAUGGGUCGAAACGUUGUUUUUUUUAAUAUAAAUACCUUUUGGAAUAAAUCUGCUUUUUUUUUUACUUUACAAGUCCUGAGAGUGCAUCUCUUUACUUGUGUAUAUAUAUAUAUAUUCUAUCAGGGCUUAAAAUGUUUAUAUAUAUAUAUCUAUAUCAGGGCUUAAAAUUUGAAGACGUAUGCUACUACCCAGGCCUUGAAAGAUAUUCACGACUGUAAGCCCUAUUAUACUCACCAGAGGUGAAGUUCUACUUGUCAGGGCUAUAUUUUCACUAGCAAGUGUCUAGUGAAGAGUGGAAAUGUUGAGAUCUGUAUAUAUUACUAUUGUGCAUCAGCUGCAUAUGUCAGUUUGGACUUUUUAAAGUCCCACUUGGGCACAGAAAUCCGAGAAAACAUGUUUCAACAACUAUCACAGAGUUUCCAGUUUGACAUGCAAAUGAGCAUGGAUAGAUUUAACCCUGCAUUUCUGACGACAACCUUAGCAAUGGAUACUGUUUUAAACACAGCUUAUUUGAAAUCAUAGCAUGGGUUGUGAUCCAAAAGGACCAGUGACUAGAAACCAGCCAUGGACUGUGAAGUUUCAACCUUUAAGGUUUCAUUAGCAUGGCUUUAGAUCUGGUCUGGAAACUGAAGUCUCUCUUAGGUCACCUGAGAGAGUAUAGCUAGGUGGCAAAGAAAUAUUGUGGUGAGGCCAAACAAUAAAAAUCUCCACAGUGCAAAUAGAAAAUCACUGUUGUGAAUCACUUGCAUAUCACAAGUUUGGGCACAGAAACAUACCCCAUGCUAUCACAGUUAUGACAAUGGGUGUGUGUUUCCACAUGGGAAUUAUUCCAUUGGGUCAGUCAAGUGCAUGAAAACAUUGAUACUGCUGGCCAUCAGCCCAUGCACAAGCACACACACAGUGCUGACUAACAAAGGCCGUGCACAGCUCGUGGCUGCUGCCUUAAUCCUGCAUUAGUGUGCUAACAGACAUCCCAGGCAUCUCCAGCUACUUUAAUCUACAGACACAUGAUAGACUGGAGCCCACAACCUCUGUAUGCUAGUAGUCCACUUAUAUCUCUUUCCAGAGUGUUAUCUGUAUACCCGAGGUUCAUCUGCUGCAUUAUAACAGCAUUGCUCAAUGGUUUCUUUCCACCUGUCAGUCAGUUGUGGAAGAAUGACAACUAAACCGCAACACAAAAAAAAUAAAGAAGAAGAAGCUGGAAUGAUGGAUGUUUCUAGUCAGUUCUCCCAAAUUGCUUACUUAGGCCUACUUUCUGCUGGUUAUAGCCUAUGUACACGUGUCUUAAAAUGUGAAUUAUUAACAUGUCUAUUAAGUUAAUGGUGGUCUCUCUUUAGAAGUAUUGUGAUAAAAAUGUAAUAUAAUUAUCUCUAGGCAAGAUAUUCAUAGAUCAUAGAAUCUACGCUCACAAUGCCAUGUACAUUAACUAAAUACUGCAAUUAUAACUUCAUCACAAUAUUCUCUCUGCAGACCAAACUACUCGCAUGCAGGAUUAACCAUGAUGACUUCAAGACCAGAAAAACCUCCUGCAUACCAGAAGUCCACGUUUAGGUCUUCAAACGAAUUUAACAAAACCGCAUACGUGUGAACUAUUUUAGUCAAUGUGCACCUCCUGUUUUCUCAUCAAAUACUUGGAAUUUGGAUUUUUCUUUGUACAGAUCUACAUGAUAUGUUGAUAUAUUAAGAUUACAAAUGUUGCCUAGAAAUAAAUAAUUGUAUUAUGUUUACAACUGUAAGCUACUAGAUCCAGUAUGGUUUGCACUACAGGAUAACCCCAAUAUCUUCUUGGAGAGAAAAAAAAAUAUCCUGGUCCAAUGUAGCAGGGAGGAUAUAAUUGAAACAUAAUUUUUAUUAAAGUCCAUUUUACAACAAAA